Ciona intestinalis (vase tunicate) is the source of this 6736-nucleotide messenger RNA. RefSeq names its product U5 small nuclear ribonucleoprotein 200 kDa helicase. Lineage: Eukaryota; Metazoa; Chordata; Ascidiacea; Phlebobranchia; Cionidae. Gene Ontology annotation, cellular component: nucleus. Gene Ontology annotation, biological process: resolution of meiotic recombination intermediates. The record is from RefSeq and is a predicted model, not a curated record. Gene Ontology annotation, molecular function: nucleic acid binding; ATP hydrolysis activity; ATP binding.
AAACUUUAUAUAUACCUGUGUAUUAACAAGUACUAGUUAAAUAAAGUUUCAAUAAAGAUUUAAAACAUGGCGGAUGCCUCGGCACGAUCGUUGCAAUAUGAAUACAAAGCAAAUUCGAACUUGGUGUUACAAGCUGAUCGAUCUUUGAUUGAUCGGCGACCAAGAGAUGAACCAACUGGAGAAGUCCUUACACUGCAGGGUAAGCUGACUGAAAUUAAAAUGGGAGAUCGUGCUCAAAGAACGAAACCUCCACAAAUGGAAGAGCGAAAAGCAAAACGAAGAAAGCGUGACGAAGAUGAAAAGUUUCAAGCAAAUCUUCGUGGUAGAAGUUUGCUCUCGGACGGUGUGGAUGAAAUGGUUGGGAUUGUUUACAAACCUCGUACGAAAGAAACCCGGGAAACCUAUGAGAUUCUACUCAGUUUCAUACAAGCUGCGAUUGGUGAUCAACCCAGAGAUAUCUUAUGUGGUGCGGCUGAUGAGGUCAUUGCUGUGUUGAAACAAGAAAAGUCAAGAGACAAGGAAAGAAGAAAUGAAAUUCAGCUUCUACUUGGUCAACUAGAAGACUCUCGUUAUCAUGUCUUGGUAAAUUUAGGAAGAAAAAUCACUGACUUUGGUGCUGAAAGUGACUUAAAAGCAACGGAUGAAAAUAUUGAUGAAACGUAUGGAGUUAAUGUUCAGUUCGAAUCUGAUGAUGAAGAUGGUGAUGAUAAUAAGUACGGGGAAGUCCGUGAAGCUUCGGAUGUUGAAGAUGAAGUGGAAGAAGGAGUUGAAGCAAAUGUUGAUACGGUUGUGUCCGCUAAUCUUACAAAUGAAGCUGGUGGUAUUAAUGUGGCUAAAAAUAAAGAUCUUCAUCCUAGAGAUAUCGAUGCUUACUGGCUGCAAAGAAAUUUAAGUAAGGUGUAUGAUGAUGCUAUUGUUUCUCAGCAGAAAGCAGAAGAAGUAUUGGAAAUUCUUAAGACAGCUGGGGAUGACCUUCAGUGUGAAAACCAGCUUGUUCAUCUGCUUGGAUUUAAUCAGUUUAACUUUAUUAAGACUUUACGACUUCAUAGGCAGAUGAUUUUGUAUUGUACCUUGCUUGCUAGUGCUCAAAGUCUUGAUGCAAAACAAGAAAUUGAGAAAAAAAUGGAAAGUGAAGCUGACCUCAAAAUGAUCUUGGAGCAACUUCACGACACUGAAAAAGAAGAUAUUAUCCGUGAAGAGCAAGAUCGAAGGGAAAGACUCCGACGUUCGAAAGUUGAUGCGGAUUUGAAAGCAACUGAUGCAGAAAAUGUGAAAAGUGAAGAUGUUUAUCAACCAAGUCAGAAAUCUAUUGAUCUUGAAGAUCUUGAGUUUAACCAAGGUUCCCAUUUAAUGGCGAAUAAGAAAUGUCAGUUGCCAGAUGGUUCCUAUCGAAAGCAAAGAAAAGGAUAUGAAGAAGUAUAUGUACCUGCUUUAAAACCAAAACCAUUUAAAAAUAAGGAAAAACUUGUUAGCAUUGAAAGUUUGCCUAAAUAUGCUCAAAAUGCUUUUGAGGGGUUCAAAUCACUAAACAGGGUGCAAAGCAAGCUUGCAGACACAGCUUUAAACAGUGAUGAAAAUAUUUUGCUUUGUGCUCCAACUGGUGCAGGAAAAACCAACGUUGCACUUCUGUGCAUGUUAAAGGAGAUAGGAAAACAUAUCAACGUGGAUGGAUCAAUAAAACUGGAUAACUUUAAAGUGAUUUACAUCGCUCCGAUGAAGUCUUUGGUUCAAGAGAUGGUUGGAAGCUUUGGAAAGAGACUUGCCAACUACGGUGUUAAAGUCGCUGAGCUCACUGGUGACCAUCAGUUGUGUAAGGAAGAAAUAAAUGCGACUCAGGUUAUCAUAUGCACCCCUGAGAAGUGGGACAUCAUUACACGUAAAGGAGGUGAAAGAACAUACACUCAGUUGGUUCGUUUGAUAAUCAUGGAUGAAAUACAUAUGCUGCAUGAUAGUCGUGGCCCUGUUCUUGAAUCAAUUGUUGCACGAACAAUCAGAUCAAUUGAAACCACCCAGGAAGAUGUGAGGUUGGUUGGAUUGUCAGCUACGCUACCAAACUAUGAAGAUGUUGCUACUUUCCUCCGUGUUGAUCCAGCAAAAGGUUUAUUUUACUUUGACAAUAGCUUUCGCCCCGUUCCCCUCGAACAACAUUACAUUGGUAUCACUGAAAAGAAACCAAUGAAGAGAUUCCAAGUUAUGAAUGAAAUUGUUUAUGAGAAAGUGGUUGACAAUGCAGGCAGAAACCAGGUUUUGAUUUUUGUUCAUUCCCGUAAAGAAACUGGUAAAACUGCCAGAGCAAUCCGGGAUAUGUGUAUUGAUAACGACACAUUGGGGCAGUUCUUAAGAGAAGGUUCAGCAUCAACUGAAGUUUUACGUACAGAAGCUGAACAAGUUAAGAAUAUGGAAUUGAAAGAUCUUCUGCCAUACGGGUUUGCCAUUCAUCAUGCUGGUAUGACUCGUGUUGACAGAACGCUUGUUGAAGAUUUGUUUGCGGAUCGACACAUACAAGUUUUAGUUUCCACAUCUACCUUGGCAUGGGGCGUCAACUUACCUGCUCACACUGUUAUAAUAAAAGGAACACAAGUGUAUAACCCUGAAAAGGGUCGAUGGGUUGAACUUGGUGCAUUGGAUGUUUUACAAAUGAUGGGUAGGGCAGGUCGACCACAGUAUGAUACUAAAGGUGAAGGUGUCCUGAUAACUACACACAAUGAGCUUCAAUAUUAUUUGUCUCUUUUGAAUCAACAGUUACCUGUUGAAAGUCAAAUGAUCUCCUGUCUCCCCGAUGCUUUGAAUGCUGAGAUAGUGCUUGGGAAUGUACAGAAUAUAAAAGAUGCUGUUAAUUGGUUGGGUUACACAUACCUUUAUAUUCGUGCACUGAGACAACCAUCACUGUAUGGAGUGGAAUCACCAGAAGACGAUCCGAUGCUUCAACAACGAAGAAUUGAUUUAGCUCAUGCAGCUGUCACAAUGCUGGCCAAGAACAACUUAGUGAAAUAUGACAGAAAAUCUGGUCAGCUGCAAGUUACUGAUCUUGGACGAAUUGCAAGUCAUUAUUACUGUACAAAUGAAAGUAUGGCCACAUACAAUCAACUUCUAAAACCAACAUUGAGCGAAAUUGAGUUGUUCCGCGUAUUUUCUCUUUCAUCUGAAUUUAAAUAUAUCACUGUCAGGGAAGAAGAAAAAUUAGAGUUGAACAAACUUUUGGAAAGAGUGCCGAUUCCUAUUAAAGAAAGCAUUGAGGAAGCUUCAGCCAAAGUCAAUGUGCUACUACAAGCUUACAUAUCCCAACUUAAAUUAGAAGGAUUUGCUUUAAUGGCGGAUAUGGUUUAUGUCACGCAAAGUGCAGGAAGACUUAUCCGUGCUUUGUAUGAAAUUGUUCUUUAUCGAGGUUGGGCUCAGCUUGCAGAUAAAUGCCUCUCACUGAGUAAGAUGAUUAACCGAAGAAUGUGGCAGUCAAUGACCCCACUGCGGCAAUUUAAAAAAGUCCCAGAUGAAGUUGUGAAGAAAAUUGAAAAGAAAAAUUUUCCAUGGGAACGGUUUUAUGAUUUGGGUCAUAAUGAGAUUGGAGAGUUAAUUCGGAUGCCAAAGAUGGGAAAACUUCUUCAUAGGUUAAUUCAUCAGUUUCCCAAGAUGGAAUUAUCAGUCCAUGUUCAACCUAUCACCAGAUCAACCUUACGAGUGGAAUUGACGAUCACACCAGAUUUUCAAUGGGAUGAAAAGAUUCAUGGGAACUCUGAGGGAUUCUAUAUAUUUGUGGAAGAUGUUGAUGGUGAAGUAGUCUUGCAUCAUGAGUUCUUUCUUUUAAAAAGCAAAUAUGCAUCUGAUGAGCAUGUUGUCAACUUCUUUGUUCCGGUGUUCGAGCCUCUUCCUCCUCAACAUUUCAUCAGGAUCAUAUCGGAUCGAUGGAUCGGAUCAGAAACCCAACUUCCAGUUUCAUUCAGACAUCUCAUCUUGCCAGAGAAGUAUCCGCCACCAACCGAGCUUCUUGACUUGCAACCUCUUCCUAUUAGUGCACUAAGAAACUCAGAAUACGAAGCCCUAUAUGAGAAUGACUUUCCUUGUUUUAACCCAAUUCAAACACAAGUUUUUAACGCAAUCUACAAUGGAGAUGAAAAUGUAUUCGUUGGAGCUCCUACUGGUAGCGGGAAAACGGUUUGUGCUGAAUUUGCUUUGCUGCAUGCGUUGAAUCUUGACCCUGAUUCAAGGUGCGUUUAUGUCACACCCGUCGAAGCUGUUGCUGAUUUAAUUUACAAAGACUGGCGUAAAAAGUUUGAAGUCAGUUUGGGGAAACGAGUUGUCCUGUUAACAGGAGAAACAAGCACGGAUCUUCGUUUAAUAUCAAGAGCAUCAAUCAUCAUCGCUACUUCAGAGAGAUGGGAUGUUAUUUCUCGACGAUGGAAGCAACGGAAGAAUGUUCACACUGUAUCGCUCUUCAUUGUUGAUGAAAUUCAUUUGAUUGGAGGGGAGAGUGGACCUGAACUUGAGGUUGUUUGUUCUCGAAUGCGGUACAUCGCAUCCCAGCUUGAUAAGAAUAUUCGAAUCAUUGCACUUGGAUCUUCGUUGGCAAAUGCUAAAGAUGUCGCUCAGUGGUUAGGAUGUACAAACAUGCAUACAUUCAAUUUUCAUCCAAAUGUACGACCAGUGCCGCUUGAACUUCACAUUCAAGGGUUCAACAUCAGCCACACUCAGUCAAGACUUCUCAGCAUGGCAAAACCUGUUUACAACGCUAUAACAAAGCACUCACCAAAGCAAGCCUGCAUUAUAUUUGUGCCUUCCAGAAAGCAGUGUAAGCUUACUGCAGUUGAUAUUUUAACUUAUACUGCAGCAGAUGCCUCGGCACAGAGGUUUCUUCACUGCAAUGAAUCGGAGUUAGGUGCUUAUUUGGAACAUGUUAAGGAUGCUACGUUGAAAGAAACACUGAGCAAUGGAGUUGCUUAUUUACACGAUGGUUCAACUGAGUUGGAACGUACUGUUGUGGAACAACUGUUUUCUUCAGGUGCAGUUCAAGUGCUUGUUGCUUCCCGUAGUUUGUGCUGGGGAUUAAAUCUCGCCGCUCAUUUGGUUGUGAUCAUGGAUACCCAGCAUUACAAUGGCAAGAUUCAUGCAUAUGUUGAUUACCCUGUGACAGAUAUAUUGCAGAUGAUUGGCCGUGCCAAUCGACCAUUAAAGGACGAAGAGGGAAAAUGUGUGAUUAUGUGUCAAAGCUCAAAAAAAGACUUUUUCAAGAAGUUUGUUUACGAGCCACUGCCAGUAGAAUCCCACCUUGACCACUGCUUGCAUGAUCACUUUAAUGCAGAGAUUGUCACCAAAAUUAUUGAAAACAAACAAGAUGCUGUUGAUUACUUGACCUGGACUUUCCUUUACAGAAGAAUGAGUCAAAAUCCAAACUAUUACAACUUGCAGGGUGUCUCGCAUCGACAUUUAUCUGACAGUUUAUCUGAAUUGGUAGAGAAUACUUUAGCUGAUCUUGAGCAAUCAAAAUGCAUUUCAAUUGAAGAUGAAAUGGAUAUCACUCCGCUAAAUUUGGCUAUGAUUGCCGCUUACUAUUACAUUAAUUACACCACAAUUGAGUUAUUCAGCAUGUCUCUCAAUGCAAAAACAAAGAUACGUGGUUUGAUUGAGAUCAUUAGUAACGCUGCAGAAUAUGAGAGCAUCCCUAUUCGACACCAUGAAGACAGCACACUGAAACAACUUUUACCAAAAGUUCAGCACAAGCCACAAAACCUAAGGUUUACUGAUCCACAUAUUAAAACCAACCUCUUGAUCCAAGCUCAUCUUUCAAGACUUCAGUUACCAGCAGAACUACAAUCUGACACCGAACAAAUACUUGGAAAAGCUAUCCGAUUAAUACAAGCCUGUGUUGAUGUAUUGUCUUCAAAUGGCUGGCUUUCUCCAGCUCUUGCUGCAAUGGAGCUUGCACAGAUGGUAACACAAGCAAUGUGGAGUCGAGAUUCCUAUUUAAAACAACUGCCACACUUCAGUGCCGACCUCAUUAAACAAUGCACUCAAAAGGAGAUUGAAAGCGUGUUCGAUAUUCUUGAGAUGGAAGAUUCAGAUCGAAGUCAACUCCUCAAGAUGAAUGAGUCGCAGAUGGCAGAUGUUGCGAGGUUUUGCAACAGGUUCCCAAACAUUGAACUGAAUUAUGAAGUUCAAUCUGAAGAUGAUCUGCACGCUGGCACCCCCGUGGUCAUUAAUGUUGUGUUAGAAAGGGAAGAUGAAGUAGCUGGUCCAGUGAUCGCUCCAUUCUUUCCACAGAAGCGUGAAGAAGGUUGGUGGGUGGUGGUGGGUGACCCGAAGACAAACAGCCUUAUUUCAAUCAAACGACUUACACUUCAACAAAAAGCAAAAGUGAAAUUAGAUUUCAUUCCUCCUUCUGCUGGUUCACAUUCCUAUACUUUAUAUUUCAUGAGUGAUGCUUACAUGGGAUGUGACCAGGAGUAUAAACUUCUACUUAACGUGCGAGAAUCUGCUGGUGAAAGUAGUGCCAGUGAUUCUGAUUAAAAUUAUUAGUUUUUAAUCUGCAUUAUUCGUUUUUUUUUUUUCGCUAAAUGGGAUUUGCUAGCUAAAAUAUGUCAAUUUAUAAUGUACAUAUCUAAAAUUCAGUUUUACCAAAUUAUGAACUGCUGUGUACCAGUUUUUUGAUUAGUUAGCUAACUUUAUGCGAUGGUAAUUUCAAUCAUACACAUGGUAAAUUGUAUAUACUCAAACCAAUUGAUUGUAUAUAAUUAAAACACAAGUU